CCUUCUUCACAACUCACGAGAGAGAGAGAGAGAGAGAGACGCAGAAAGCGUUUCUCUCCUCUGCAUCUUUAUUAUUCUCUUCAAAUACAACACUCCACUCCACUAUGUAUUCGCCACCAGCGCCCUCUUCUUCUUUCAACCUCAUUCUGUUCUUUACCCCAUAAUUAGGAUGCGAACACACCCCACAUUCAGCCCGAUUUCUGUCAUUUCCCUCCCCUCUCUCUUUGUUCCCAAGCCCGGAAAAUGAAAUAAUGCCGAGAAGCUGGGAUUUUCCUUCUUGUUUCGAUCUGUUUUCUCUUUGUCGACUAAUAAAAACAGGGGAUUGGGACUCUAUCCCCACCCCCCAUGUCACUCCAACUGUUUCCAGAGCUAUUCCGUUGCUUCAUCUGUUUCCUUUUGAUUCUUUGAAUUGAGGGAACCCACACACAAACAAUGAAUUUAUUGACGCAUUCGAGUUUCGUUCUAAUUCUUAUGAUUUCAUUGAUUUCAUUCAUAUUUUAGUUCCUUAUUUUUGUUUUUAUCCGCUAAGUCCUAAUACCAGACCCGUUAAGGAAUCACUGGGAUUUCCAUUCUUCCCUUGGAAAUAUUUACAUGAAUCAGUGAAGCAAUGAGAGAUGGAAAUUCAAAGAAAAGCAAGCUUUCAUGGACCAAGACAUUAUUCAGGAAGUGGCUGAAUAUCAAGGGUAAAUCAGAAGAUUUCGAGGCAGACGAUAGUGUUUGCGGUGGCCAUGAAAAAUGGAGGAACAGCCAUCCGGAGGAGGCAUGCGCCACCAAGAAAAGUCGAACAGAGGGAUCAAGCAGGAGGAGUUUUGAAGGAAUCCUCCAACGUAGUUUUGAAUUUGAUGCUCCACAGACCAACGACACGAGCAAUUACAGAAUAUUUGUAGCAACUUGGAAUGUUGCUGGAAAAUCUCCUCCUAAUCAUUUAAGUCUGGAUGAUUGGCUUCCGAGCUCAACUCCUGCAGAUGUAUACGUUCUUGGUUUUCAGGAAAUUGUUCCUCUAAAUGCUGGCAAUGUGUUGGGAACAGAAGACAACGGCCCAGCUAAAAAAUGGCUUGCUCUUAUUAGAAAGACUCUGAAUACUCUUCCUGGCACUGGUGAUGGUGCUCGUUAUCACGCAUCUUCCCCGCUCCAUGAUUUAUUCACCAAUAUGGAUGCCGAUUUUGAUGUAUCAACAAAGCAGAAGGCUUUGCCGUUCUUCCAUCGACCCUCAUUUCAGUUCUCCAGUCAUAGCAUGAGAAUGGACAAUAACAUUUCUACACAAAAAACCCAAUUUGAUCGACGAUUUAGCGAUUUUGAUCAGGUUAUGUUUGGGCAUAGGCCAAGUGAUUAUGAUCCACAUUGCAGGUGGGGUUCAUCUGAUGAAGAGAUUGAACAGGGUGACUCUCCAUUUGUCUCCCACUAUUCUCCUAUUUCCCACUGUGGUUCCUUCUCCAUAGAUGAUAGGGAUAGACAAGCUGGGCGCUCAAAGUAUUGUUUAGUUGCCAGUAAACAAAUGGUCGGUAUAUUUCUUACCGUGUGGGUGAAAAGCGAUCUCAGGGACAACGUCCGAAACUUGAGAAUUUCUUGUGUAGGGAGAGGAUUGAUGGGGUAUCUUGGAAAUAAGGGAGCAAUCUCAAUUAGCAUGUCAUUACACCAAACAAGCUUCUGCUUCAUUUGUAGUCACUUAUCCUCCGGGCAGAAGGAGGGCGAUGAGCAUAGGAGGAAUGCUGACGUUAUGGAGAUACUGAAGAAAACUAGGUUCCCCAGAAUUAGUGGCAUGGAAGAUGAGCUCUCCCCUCAAACAGUUCUUGAGCAUGAUCGGAUUAUCUGGCUGGGUGAUUUGAAUUAUAGGAUUGCCUUGUCUUAUUUGUCUGCAAAAGCUCUUGUCGAGAUGCAUAACUGGAAAGCGCUGCUGGAAAAUGAUCAGCUGAGGAUAGAACAAAGAUGUGGACGCGUCUUUGAAGGAUGGAAAGAAGGGAAAAUCUGCUUCCCCCCGACCUACAAGUAUUCCUAUAACUCAGAUAGAUACUCGGGAGAUGCUAGGUACCCAAAAGAGAAGCGUAGGACUCCUGCUUGGUGCGAUCGAAUACUGUGGUACGGUAGGGGUCUGAAUCAAUUGUCUUAUGUUCGUGGAGAGUCGAGAUUCUCAGACCAUAGACCAGUUUGCAGUGUGUUUUUGGCUGAGGUCGAGUCCCUAACUCCUAGCUGGAUAAAGAAGGGUCUGAAUUAUUCCAGUACCAAGAUUGAAGCUGAAGAGCUAUUGCCAAAACACGAAUGGUUAUUCGGGACAUAAUUUCUUGGGCUGAUCUUCAGGACGCACAAAACUUCAAAAGAAAAGACAGUUUGAAGGGGGGAUCCAAAUUGUUCCUGUAAGGUGGGCACUGCCAAAAGUCUUCUUUGUCUCCAUAAUUAUGGAGGUGUUUCUAAUGCCUAGAAUCCAAAAAAGAAGGUAAAACUCACGUUGAUCUUUCUCAACUGAGCUUUACUUCAUGACUUCAACUGGCCCAAACAUGAUAUCUGUAGCAAGGACAAAUGAAGGAAGAGAGAGGGGACAAGUCCUUCAUGUCUAAAUCAUUUGCAGUCCCUUUGGAAUGAAAGUUCUCUUUGGGGGAAGGAAGGGUUGUAGAGAUAAUAUCAGAGCUUCACACAAUUAGGACACUUUUUCCUGUUUUCUUCUGUCACAAAUAUUCUAUUAUUAUGCAAAAUAGAAAAGAAAAAAGAAUAUGUACAGAUGGCAACAAACUGCAACUGAAAGUGGGGAAUAAAAAA
This is a messenger RNA of Cucurbita moschata (crookneck pumpkin), 2751 nucleotides long. RefSeq names its product type I inositol polyphosphate 5-phosphatase 4-like. Lineage: Eukaryota; Viridiplantae; Streptophyta; Magnoliopsida; Cucurbitales; Cucurbitaceae. The transcript has 13 exons. Gene Ontology annotation, biological process: phosphatidylinositol dephosphorylation. The record is from RefSeq and is a predicted model, not a curated record. The coding region runs from base 608 to 2275 and encodes 555 amino acids. Gene Ontology annotation, molecular function: phosphatidylinositol-3,4,5-trisphosphate 5-phosphatase activity; phosphatidylinositol-4,5-bisphosphate 5-phosphatase activity; inositol-polyphosphate 5-phosphatase activity.